AUGAAUUACAUCUACACCAAAAUCCACCUCCACCUGUUUCGCCAAAUCCUGGACCGGCCCCUGUUCAAGCGUGGCAACGCCACAGUGAAGAAGGAGCUGGCCCUUCACGUGAGCGUCUUCACCCAUCGCCACGGAGACGUGUUCAUUCACAAGGGCGAGGUGGUGCAUGCUCUCCACAUGGUCAGCAGCGGAGCGCUGCAGCAACACAAUGGAAAACAACUAGUUGUGGGCGACUGCAGCGUCCACUCUCUGAGUCUGGAAGCUCUGCAGAGAGUCUUGGACCUGUUCCCACAGUGGGGCAUGGAGUUCUACAGGGACCUGCAACUGGACCUGAACCUCGACAUCUGCCCCGAGACCAUGGAUGAUUUCUUCGACUGCCACACGGACUCCACCGCGUCUGUGUGA
This is a messenger RNA of Knipowitschia caucasica, 405 nucleotides long. Lineage: Eukaryota; Metazoa; Chordata; Actinopteri; Gobiiformes; Gobiidae. The record is from the annotation of a GenBank genome assembly.